AUGGAGGAUCGGUCUAGGGUUUGCGAGCUCUGCUCGGGAUCACCGGACGUUUACUGCAACUCCGACGACGCCUUCCUCUGCUUCCACUGCGACGCCAGAGUCCACCACGCCAACUUCCUCGUCUCCCGCCACGUCCGCCUCUUGCUCUGCCGGAGCUGCGGCUGCCUCACUCCCAACUCCAUUUUCGGACCCCGAUCGGCCGCCUGCGCGGCCUGCUCAACGUCGGAGCUGGAAAUCGCUUCUCCGGAUCAAGAAUCGGACUCGAUCUCCUGCUGCUCGUCCUCCAACAAGUCCGAAUCGGGGAGCUCCACUGCGAAAUCGAAAGUCCUCCGCUCCGACGAGGCGGUGGACCAGCAGGUUAAAACGUCGAGAUCUGGAGUCUGCGAGGGGGAGAUCGGGGCCGUUUUCGCGAAUUGGUGCGGGAAGCUGGGGGUGGACGGCGGCGAGAUGGUGGAGGCGAAGGCGGUUCAGGCGAUGGGAUUGUUGUGCACGGGGCGGCGGCUCGGGAGAGUGCUGCCGCUGCGACUGAGCUUAGCGGCGGGGUUUUGGUUCGGAGUGAGGGGCGGAUCGGGUGACACGCGGCGGAACCUGCGGAGGCUGGCGCAAGAGUCCGGCGUGCCGGCGGAGCUGAUCGUGAAGGUGGUGGCCAAGCUUGAACAGGGGUUGUUGAAAGGCCGUGGCGGAGCGCGGCGGCGACCGGAGCCGGAGGAAGGUUGGGCGGAGUCCCUUGCUUGA
Linum tenue is the source of this 735-nucleotide messenger RNA. The record is from the annotation of a GenBank genome assembly. NCBI's taxonomy places the organism in Eukaryota, Viridiplantae, Streptophyta, Magnoliopsida, Malpighiales, Linaceae.